This is a messenger RNA of Carica papaya (papaya), 937 nucleotides long. It is a transcript of the gene U11/U12-31K, whose product is annotated as RNA recognition motif and CCHC-type zinc finger domains containing protein. Gene Ontology annotation, biological process: mRNA splicing, via spliceosome. Gene Ontology annotation, molecular function: zinc ion binding; RNA binding. The record is from RefSeq and is a predicted model, not a curated record. NCBI's taxonomy places the organism in Eukaryota, Viridiplantae, Streptophyta, Magnoliopsida, Brassicales, Caricaceae. Gene Ontology annotation, cellular component: U12-type spliceosomal complex.
UAAAAAUAAAAAAUAAAGUUCAAUUUUUUCAUCAAAUUUUCUCUCAAUUCCUCAAAGGGUUUUCACUUUAAGCGGAAAUCUUCAGGUACUGUUGAUGGUGUGAGAAGCCGGGCAGAAAUGGACAGCGACGAGGACGAAACGUUCUACUACCGCUACUCCUCCGUCUCAGCUUCAGCGUCGUCAAACUCUACAGCCGCUGCCAAAGGCGGUCGUGGGAUCCAAUCCACUGGGUCAAACAAAUCCAACGGCUCUGGUGGCCUCGCCCCCUCGAAAUCAACGGUAUACGUGGCGAACCUCGAUUACUCCCUGACAAAUUCCGACGUCCACACCCUCUUCUCCACCUUCGGGAAGGUGGCGCGUGUGACCGUCCUUAAAGACCGCGAAACCCGCCAGUCUCGCGGUGUUGCUUUUGUUCUCUUCGUUUCUCGUGACGACGCGCUCAAAGCGGCGCGUACCAUGGAUGGCAAGGUUCUCAAUGGGCGAACACUAACGGCGUCAAUCGCCGCCGACAAUGGCCGGGCGGCGGAGUUUAUAAAGAAGAGGGUGUAUAAGGAUAAGUCGAAGUGUUACGAAUGUGGAGUUUCGGGACAUUUGUCGUAUGAGUGUCCUAGGAAUCAGUUGGGGCCGAGGGAAAGACCUGUGGUCUCUAAGCGGGGGAGGAGGAGGAGGGAAGGGGAGGGAGAGGAGGAAGAGGGAGGAGAGCGGGGAAGUGAGUGUUUUGAGGAGGAGAAUUGGGCGUCGGUAGUGGAUGAUGAAGCAGGGGAGAGGUUGAGGAGAAUGGAGGAAGGAGAUGGGGAGGAAAGGAAGAGGAAGGUGAUGAAAAAGGCUAGUUACUUCAGUGAUGAGAGUGAUGAGGAAGAGUAAAUUUUGGUUGGUGUUCUUGAAGAAAUUCAUCCCAGGACGCUGAUUCGAACAAACUACCUUUCUGGGUUCAAAA